AUGAUUGUGGUGAACACGGCCCAUCUGAACGCUAUCGAGGAGAUUGAUCACGAAAGCCCCUCCUCGCCAGUCCAUCAAGGUACCACAGCAAGACUUCUUCCGUUCAUCCUCCCUAGGCUUGAUUUCGACGAAGCCGUACCAUUUGCCGAUGCCGAUAACGACACCUUUGUACAAAACCCUACGCCAACACCGCUUCAGUCUAACAGCCACGAACAGCCCGCGGCGGCGGGUACCUCACAUAACGAAGAGCCAGUCUGCCAGCAACCACAGCCCUCCGGUCCAGAGAAUGCCAGUGACGUACCGCAGCUCGACGACUUCAAGGUCGAAUACCACCCAAGCAGCGGAAUACCAGCACGCACCUAUCAGUUUGACAAAUAUCAACGGGAGCGCCUAACAGCUCCACCUCCUGCCAAGCUUCUUGAGUUCCUUGCUGUACCAUGGCAUCCAUUUUGCUGCCGCGACGACUUCGAGUUUGCCGAGGUCGUUCUCGAGGCUGGGAUGAGUCAACCGCAGAUCAGCCGUCUGCUCGCAGUAGUGAAGCACAUUCAGUCCGGCAGCUCGGAGUUCUCUUUCACUUCGCAUAAGGACAUUACUACCGCUUGGCAAAGAGCUUCACAACAUCAUGCUCGGUUUAGCAAAUAUACUGUAUCUGCCAUGUACAAUCAAGAAGAGCAUUCAUUUGAUGUCCACGCGCGGCCUCUGUGGGAAUGGGUCCUUGAUCAGGUGAAAAAUCCCCUCCUUGCCUCUAGCUUUCAGUGGGAUGCACAGCGUCUCUACAAGCACGACGGAACAUCUUGGGUGCGGUUUGUUGAUGAUCCGUACACAGCAAACCGAAUGUGGGAUGCGCAGUCGGAGCUACCGCAGGGCGGAAAGCCUCUUGGACUAAUUCUUUCUGCCGAUAAAGCAAAGCUCUCAAGCUUCGGUACACAGAAUGGAUAUCCGGUGAUCGCGCGGAUCGCAAAUCUGGACGUGGAGACGCGGAACGGCAAAGGUGCCGGUGGAGGACGAAUUGUUGGGUUCCUUCCUAUAGUGCAUGAGAAGGCAUUCGGCCAUGGAAAACCAGGGUUUGUGAACUUCAAGAAUGUUAUUUGGCAUAAAGCAUUCUAUAAGGUUAUUGAAACAAUCGAGAAGCUCUCACGCAAGAAGAAAUUUCUCAAGCGCAUCUCACUUCGAGAUGUCCAGAACGUCUUCUGGAACCUCGCUCGCUCGGACCCGCACAAGACCCUUUCUUUUGACCGACUCCAUGCCUAUCACCUGGGGCUUUUUGGCAAGCACCUCUGGCUAGAGUUCAAGCUAGUGGUUGAAGACUUGGACAGAAAUGUCCGAGUAGCUAUUGACAAUCAAGCGAUAGCCUUUCCAUCAUGGCGAGGUCUGUACCACUUCGCAAAAGGUGUUCUUCACAUUGAGUUUUCCGACGGCUCGAAGUAUGAGGAUCUGUCAAAGAUCCUUGUGUUUAUUUCGUUCCGGACAUUGACCCCAGAAAUCAGUAAACGCGGUUAUGUCCUGCUGAAGCUCAUUCGCCGGUAUGUUGAGUGCGAUAUGUAUGCAAGCUUCGAGGUACAUACAACCAAGACUAUUGAGGCCUAUAGGCGGUCCAUCCAGCAGUUUUAUGAGACCCUCAAGGAGUAUACUCCACUCUGUGUUGGUGAUAAAAAGCUCAAGGACUGGAAUUUCGCAAAGAACCAUUCGCAUAUCCAUGCCCCCGAUGAUAUUCUUGCCAAAGGGGUCAUGCGAAAUUUUAGCACACGGAGAGAUGUGGAAGGCCAGCUUGCAAAAGUUGAUCACUGGUUUUUCUGUGCUUACUCACUCCGGGAUCGGAUCAAUGCAUACGACGAUCUUAUGGACAGCAUUCUCGGCAAGAACAAUGACCCCGUCGACCCAGCUACAGGAAAGCUGCGAGCAGAGCGUUUCCAAUUCAACCAGGUCUAUACCGGCGGUCGAGAGCACCCAGCAUCCCUCGAAACAGUCGAGCAGAGCUAUGCAAACCACCCAGCUUUCCGUAACUUUACUUCUCGCCUCAAUGACUAUCUGACUGGCUGGCGGUCCAUCCAGCAGUUUUAUGAGACCCUCAAGGAGUAUACUCCACUCUGUGUUGGUGAUAAAAAGCUCAAGGACUGGAAUUUCGCAAAGAACCAUUCGCAUAUCCAUGCCCCCGAUGAUAUUCUUGCCAAAGGGGUCAUGCGAAAUUUUAGCACACGGAGAGAUGUGGAAGGCCAGCUUGCAAAAGUUGAUCACUGGUUUUUCUGUGCUUACUCACUCCGGGAUCGGAUCAAUGCAUACGACAAUCUUAUGGACAGCAUUCUCGGCAAGAACAAUGACCCCGUCGACCCAGCUACAGGAAAGCCGCGAGCAGAGCGUUUCCAAUUCAACCAGGUCUAUACCGGCGGCCGAGAGCACCCAGCAUCCCUCGAAACAGUCGAGCAGAGCUAUGCAAACCACCCAGCUUUCCGUAACUUUACUUCUCGCCUCAAUGACUAUCUGACUGGCUGGUUCAAAGAGUUACCACCGGAAGAGCUUCCAAAUAUUCCCAGAGACGCUUCUGGGUGCAUUCAAGCGAAGCUGAAGCUUUUGGACAAGAUAAUUGAAUGCCACUAUCUUCGAGUAGACUACGAGUCCAAAGUCACCUGGAAGAUGGUCACCGACUAUCUACGAUGCUCUUCAGACUUCCACAAAAGCCGCGACUCUGCAUCCCUCCAAUUUUCUUCUCCCUUUCCCUCCGAUUUUGAUCCUUCUGCUCGACUGUAUCCAUCACACACCCUCACGAACGUCAUUAUCUAUGGCGUAGACCUCAGCACCAACACCCACAGCAGCUCAGACGGAUUUUCUACUCCCCGUCCGACUAUCGAACUCCUGCUCGACGAGAUUCUCAACAGCGACAGACCUGGUGACUGCGAAGCGCUGCACAGCACCGAAGAUUUCGUGCUACAGACGAUCACCCCGUCCCGCCUCAGCCCGAGCCUUGUGCCCAGCGCGACCCCAGUCAACAGUAAAUGGCCAUCGCUCAGCCUGCGCACUGCAAACGGCUCGCGGUCUUGA
Molecule: messenger RNA, 3036 nt
Organism: Phanerochaete carnosa HHB-10118-sp
Lineage: Eukaryota; Fungi; Basidiomycota; Agaricomycetes; Polyporales; Phanerochaetaceae
Exons: 21
Coding region: 1-3036 (1011 amino acids)
Source: RefSeq, a predicted model, not a curated record